UGUGGGGGCUUCGCGGUCGGUUUCAUUCAGUUCGCCCGAUGGAGUAGCGCUGCCUUGUCAGUUUUCUCCGUGUCCGUGGGCCUCAGGAAAGGCGUCGUUAUAGACUCGUUCUUUGCGUGGCGGCGGGAAGCCGCUCAGCUUUUGCUGUGGUCUCGGCGGGUGAGGAGGCUGACGAGGGCCGCGGCUUUUUCCAGUUUUGAGAGGCAGGCGUUAAAACGGAACAAAACAGUCAGUAUUUGGACUGGACUCACUUUAUCUGUCUACCAUGGGAUGAAAUUGUUUGCGAAUGAGAAAUAGAGCACGAAGAAUGCUUUCCCCUUGAACUUCAGAGUACACGCAAACCUCGGGGCGGAGAUGCUGAUGAUGCACUAGCUACCUUCCUUUCCUGGAUCCAAAAUGUCAAAGGAACUGGAGACUUCACUUUCCUUAUCUGAUUGUCUCUGCAAUAUUUGCAUGGAAAUUUUUCUGGAACCCGUCACAUUGCCAUGCCAGCACACUCUCUGCAAUCCCUGUUUCCAGCUCACAGUAGAGAAGGCCAGCUUGUGCUGUCCUUUCUGCCGUCGCCGAGUCUCUUCUUGGGCACGUUAUAAUGCCCGUAAGAACACUCUUAUUAAUUUGAAAUUAUGGGAAGCAAUUCAGAAGUAUUUCCCAGAAGAAUGCAAACGUAGAAUUAAUGGUCAGGACCAAGAAGAAGAAGAUGUAUGCAUUCCUCAGCCAAUACGUUGCUUAAGUAAGCCUGGAGAAUUAAGACAGGAGUAUGAAGCUGAAAUUACUAAGGUGGAGGAAGAGCGACGGGCUAAUGAACAAGAGGAGAGUAAAGCAAGUGAAGAGUAUAUUCAAAAGCUAUUAGCAGAAGAAGAAGAGCAGCAGAGGCUAGCAGAAGAAAAGAAAAAACAGAUGGCAGAACAAUUAUUACUAGAUGAAAGAUUGGCCAGGGAACUGAGUGUGAAUCUGAACAGCUCCAGUGAGGGGCAUAUACUCAGCAGUCUAUCACCUGGCCCAUCCCCCUUGAAUUCCUGCAAAACAUCAAAGAGUAAAUCAGUUUGUUCUGGGGACAUUAAAAAGUAUUUGUCUCCAAAAUCUUGUACUCCUUCACCUUCAAUGGUACUUUUCAACAAAUUAGAGGAAGAAAGCAGUGGUUUUUCCCCUGAGGAAAUCAGCAGUGCUAAAAACAGUUUUAUAUGUGGAGAAGAAGGGAGAGAAGAUGAGAUGCCCACACUGAUUCCACAAAUAUCAAUCAAGGACAGAGAUAACAAAGAUGAUUUUUUAGAACCAUUAAAGCCACAAUUAAAUAUGUAUACUAAAGAUGAAACUACUACGCUCAGCUUGGAUCUUACUUACCUUUCUACUUACCAAGGAAAUGAACUUGCCAAUGAACUUUCCCAUGUUGCAUGCAGGGAUGACACUGAGCUAGUGAGUCCUUUUUCAAAUAGAGAGCCAGCUGUUUCUAACUUUGAAAAUAACAAGUUUGUAAGAAAUAUGCACUUGACAAAACCUGCAAAAGAUGGCACUCUUCAGAAAACACUAAUUUCUGUGAUAUCUGGUAACCAGCAGAACAGCAGCAGUGCAGACUGCAGCUUAGUGAUGGAAAACAGUCCAGUUGGAAAUAUAAACCCUAGUGGAUCUCUGAUAGAAAUCUCUUUAGCAAAGAGAAAAUGUCAAGAAUCAUCCCCUGAAGCAGCAGUCAAUUCACACUUGAAGGAUAAAAGGAGAAGAACUUUCUGUCAUACUGCUGAAGAGGAGGAAGAAGAGAUGAAUGAGAUACAACAGCAGACGAGUUUGGAGCAGAAAUUUUAUGAAAGGUUUAAGCAAGAACAGGAGGAUAGACUUCUGGCUCUGAAGCUUCAGAAGGAAAUGGACAAAGAAGAGAAGACUCCAAAUCGCAAAAAAGGCUCUCCAGAUGAGUACCAUUUGCGCCCUAAAACAUCUCAGUCAGGAUCUGCAUCUCCAGUUUCUUGCAAGCUAUUGCAGAACUCACAGCCUCCAAACAAGAAGACUGAAGCAGAUCAACGCAAACAUCGUAGAAGCUCCCCAAAUGAGAACAGUAAGCUUUCUAAUAAACGCCAACCAAAGUCACCUGGUAUAAAAGGAGGAAAAGUUUUGAACUGUGUACUCAACAGUUCAGACUCAAAGGAGGCAGAACUGCUGCCAAACAAGCAAAAAACUAUCCUUCAGAUGUUUAAGAGGUCUGCUGCAAAGUAGAGGACAUAUGAAGACUCUGUGGCAUUGAUGGGAAUGAAUUCUCUGUUUAAAAUCUAACUGGAUUAAGCAAUUGUGGAGGGAUUAAGCACUUUCAGAACUAACACUCAUUGGCUCGGAACAAACUGUACCUGGGUUUUAUUCCUAUUUGCUUUUACUGCCUUUUGUGUUAUCAGAGUACUUUAACUCACAAGUGUGGUAACAGGUUAUUUGGACUGUCAGGAGACCAGGGUAUGUAUUACCUCAUGGUAAACUGUUUUAUGUUAGAAUAAAUUGCCAAAGCAACUUCUGAUUCUCUCUUCUCCUCAUUCUCCAUGCACAAGAGUAGUAAGUAAAUAAGUGGAAAAGGUUAAAUUGGACUGAAAGAUUAUACUUGGAGGUAGUACACCUGUGCCCCUGCUCUUGUUGAUUAGUUUCCACCUUCAUGUUCACAAGCAGUUUAAUAAGUGGAUAU
Gekko japonicus is the source of this 2653-nucleotide messenger RNA. RefSeq names its product ring finger protein 168, E3 ubiquitin protein ligase (gene RNF168). Gene Ontology annotation, cellular component: nucleus; site of double-strand break. The transcript is spliced from 7 exons. The record is from RefSeq and is a predicted model, not a curated record. Gene Ontology annotation, molecular function: nucleosome binding; ubiquitin-protein transferase activity; metal ion binding. NCBI's taxonomy places the organism in Eukaryota, Metazoa, Chordata, Lepidosauria, Squamata, Gekkonidae. Gene Ontology annotation, biological process: double-strand break repair; protein ubiquitination. Bases 397 to 2202 code for a protein of 601 amino acids.